AGAACUAUUUGACUUGCUCCUGUAUUAUUUCAUUGUUUAAGAGAAUCAGGGAGAAGAUGAUUGCGGGAUUAUCAAGUGAGAAAGUAAGACAUUCAAAAAGGUUCUGGAAAUCCAUUCACCGGUUAUUUAAUACUGAAGCCCCAACAGUGAUGGUGAUAACGAACCUCGGUGUUUCUGCUAACUGUACUGAGACUCGCGCAGGGCAGCGACGCGGAUCGACGGAGGCUGGCAGGUUCCUCCGGACCUUUCGCGGGCGUGGAUCAGCCCGCACGGCGCGGGCCACACCCGCAGGCGGCUCUCGGGGGGCCGGGCGGGCUGCGCAGGGCGCCGGCUGCACACACCGGGCGAGCGCGAGGGCGAGCCCCUGCGCCGUCGGGGCGAGGGUCCGGCCGCUGGCCAUGCCCCCCGCCCCGCGCGCCGCUGCAGCCUCGGGGCUCCGGGGUCGUCUGCGGGCCGCGGCAGCCCGGCCUUGGAGGGGCCUGGUCCGGACCCCGAGGCAGGCGGGGCCUGGAGAGGAGGCGGCGGUGACCGCAGGACCGGAGCAGCUGCUGCCCAACGAGAGAAGCUUUCAGGACGCUGCUAAAAGCAAUAAUCUGGAUCUUAUGGAGAAGCUGUUUGAAAAGAAGGUUAACAUUAACGCUGUGAACAGUAUGAACCGUACAGCCCUGCAUUUUGCAGUGGGAGGAAAUCAUUUUUCUGCGGUGAAUUUCUUACUGAAUCACAAGGCCAGGGUGGAUAUUGCUGAUAAGCAUGGUCUGACAGUGAUUCACCUCGCAGCCUGGUCGGGGAGCUUUGAGAUCAUGCUCAUGCUGGUUAAAGCUGGUGUGGACCAGAGAGCCACGAGCCAGGAAGGGCUGAAUGCGCUGCACUUCGCUGCCCAGAGCAACAGCGUGCGCAUCGCGGAGUACCUGGUCCUGGAGCUGCACCUGCGGGAGCUGGACCAGCGCGACCAGAAAGGAAGAAAACCAUUUCUCUUGGCGGCUGGGAGGGGUCACGUGGAAAUGAUAGAGAAGCUGACCUGCCUUAACCUGCACACUUCGGAGAAGGACAAGGAGGGAAACACGGCCCUGCACCUGGCUGCGAUGCACGGCCACAGUCCCGCCGUGCAGGUGCUGCUGGCUCAGUGGCAAGAAGUGAACGAGACUAAUGAGAAUGGAGAAACACCAUUCUUUUUGGCGGUUGCAGGAGGUCAUGAAGAAUGCAGCAAAGUGCUACUGGCAGCAGGAAGUGACAUCAACAUCAUAAAUAAACAGAACACCAGUGCGUUGCAGAUGGCAGCCCAGCGUGGCCACGCGUCCCUGGUCAGCUUCCUUCUCAGUGAGAAUGUUGACCUGCACCGGCGGACGGGGUCUGGCGAGUCCCCUCUUCACACCGCAGUCAGCAACAAACAUGUCGCUGUUGUGAGCAGCCUGUUAGGUGCGCAGCACGGCACUGACGUCUUGGACCAGAGGCAGCAAACCCCCCUGCACGUGGCUGCUGACCUGGGAAACGUGGAGCUGGUGGAAACGCUGCUGAAGGCGGGCUGUGAUCUGAAGGCUGUUGAUAAGCAGGGGAGGACCGCCCUGGCAGUGGCCGCCCGGGGCAGCCACAGCCUCGUUGUGGACAUGCUCAUCAAAGCAGAGCGGUACCAGGCCUGGAGCGAGGCACAUCCAGAGGCCGCAUCAGCAGGCUUCCCUCUGACCUUCAAGCAAGACCACAGCGUGGAGACCCGGCACAUCCGUGCACUGCUCUGGGACCUGGCGUACCAUCAGCUGAGGGCCACUGAGUGGCAGAGGCUGGCGCGCUCGUGGGACUUCACAGAGGACCAGAUCAGAGCCAUUGAGGAGCAGUGGACAGGAAAGGACAGCUUCCAUGAGCAUGGCCACAGGGCACUGCUCAUCUGGCUGCAUGGGGCCCUGAUGACACAGCCUGACCCCGACAGACACCUGUACGUGGAGCUGGUGCAUGCAGGCUUCCCGCGACUGGCUGAAGUGCUGAUUUUCCUCGCAGCUGCUCAGAUGGCAGGGACAGGAGCCUGUAGUGGAGAAGGAAGGAGCAGCGUCACCAUGCUUCCAACUGCUGCAGUUCUGUUCUUUUGGUUUUAGCCUAAGACAAGCUAUGUGCUGACUUUCCUGUUUCUGUCUCCUGCUACAGCACACAGCAGCGUAAUCCGGGAGGGCUUGGUGCACCAUGUUUCAAACAACCGCCUGUGGGAGAACAAGGGUCUUACGGUGUAUGGUUUGAAGUAGGUUUUGCAGCUUACUCAGCAUGUGCCGUGGGCAUGUUAAUAUUCACAUUCUCAGGUCUAUUGAACAGGGCAAUGUCUGUUCCUUAGGGUGGGGGACCCCACGGGAGCCCUGACUUCGUGCCCCCACCAUGGAAAUCAUGAACUGGGAUUUCUCCUCAGCAAGAGAAACUGGGUUUCACGUUUGGCCACUGGCAGCUUUACAUCCCGUGAGUGUGUAAUGUGUACUCAGAAGAGAUAAGAAGUAUAUACACACCAAUUCUUUUUCAUCUGUUGGUGACAUAACUACAGGCCAUUUGUACAAUUUCCUUUGUGUCCUUUGGUGUAUUCCAAUUUUUCUGCAAUGAACAUGCAAUUUUUGUAGUCUGAGAAAGUUAUGGAAUAAACAUGAACCCCACUAUCAUUUGUACUGGUGUAUGUGGACGUCCUCAUACUUUAUAGUUCUCCUUUCUCGAAUUCUGACCCUAAAAUGAC
This is a messenger RNA of Chinchilla lanigera (long-tailed chinchilla), 2698 nucleotides long. RefSeq names its product ankyrin repeat and death domain containing 1B (gene Ankdd1b). Gene Ontology annotation, molecular function: protein binding. The record is from RefSeq and is a predicted model, not a curated record. The transcript is spliced from 15 exons. Gene Ontology annotation, biological process: signal transduction. NCBI's taxonomy places the organism in Eukaryota, Metazoa, Chordata, Mammalia, Rodentia, Chinchillidae. The coding region runs from base 57 to 2084 and encodes 675 amino acids.